This is a messenger RNA of Penaeus vannamei (Pacific white shrimp), 735 nucleotides long. The record is from RefSeq and is a predicted model, not a curated record. NCBI's taxonomy places the organism in Eukaryota, Metazoa, Arthropoda, Malacostraca, Decapoda, Penaeidae.
CCUCCGCGGUGCAUUGUGGGAAUGACGUCAUCGCUGUCCCAUCAUGGCCACCAGAGCAAUGUUGUUGAGGAGGGCUGCGUUCUUUUCUCCUUCUUCUAGUCACCUUCUUCAUGCCAGAUGUCUCUCUACGACGGGACACACAGCCCAGAAGGACAGCUGGCUCAACAAGCUCCUAGUGCGAAAGAUCGAGCCCACAAAAGAGUCGCACUCGCGCAUGCUCUCCGACAAAGAGGUCAUAUACGAGCUCCAGACACACAACCUCAAACCAGGCACAGGGGAGGAGUAUCUUAAGAACUAUGCUACUUAUGUUAAGGCUGUAGCUGACAAGCCCAUGCAUCUAGAGCUGCAAGGUUCAUGGACUGUCAGUGUAGGGGACCAGGACCAGUGCGUCCACUUGUGGAAAUAUGCUGGGGGCUAUUCGGCCAUCGAUGGAGCCAACAAAAUUUUGACCAGUGAUUCUGACCUGACCAGUCUGAUCAAGGACAGAAACCAGUUUUUACGUCAACGCUCAAAUCAAUUCCUGUUACCCUUCAGCUUCUGGCCGCCAGUCACACCUCGUGAUGGAGGAAACAUAUAUGAAAUUCGUUCGUACUUCCUGAAGCCAGGCACCACCAUGAUUGAGUGAGAGCAAGCAACUAGGGCUCGAGAGCCAUCACUUCCGUCAGGCAAACAACGAGGCCUUUGGCGGCUUCUUCUCGCAGGUGGGACGGCUCUACAACGUCCACCACAUUUGGU